CCGAGAAACGGUCCGAUCCCGAACAGUUAUUCCGUGCUCGUCCCGUUCCGCGAAAGCGUCCUUCUCCUUCACCCGCGCCGGUUCGAGACAUCCGGGGAUUUCGGAGGCAACGAGCGACGGUACGGUGGUGACAGUGACAGCCGGUGGUGGCGGUAGUGACGGAGACGGUGGUGGUGGUCAGAGUAGUGGUAAUAAUAGUAGUAGUAGUAGGAGCAACAGCAGAGCAGCGGACAGCAGCCGACGAUCCGGACGAGUCGCGUAUAGAUCCGUCGUCGAUCGGACAUAUACCAUCCGUCGCGGUGGUUCAUUAUCGUCUUCGUGUCCUCGCACAGUGCGUGUGCGACAGCAGCGUCUCGCAGUCACGUAGAAUACGACGGGACGACGUACAGAAGAGGUGCUUGAAGAGAAGACGGGCGAGAGGUCGCAUCAUCUCUCUGCGAUCGGUCGUCGAUCGGCGAUCGCGAGCGACGCGGCGGGUGUGUGUGUGUGUGUGUGCUUGUGCACGGCGAGGACGCUUCAGACGUGGCCGGGAGGAGCGGAGAGAGCGCGAGAGGACGAGUAGGAAGAGGUUCGCCGGCCGAGUAAAUGUGUCAGCAUGGAGAGUCAAAGGAUGGACCAGUUCUGCGGCACUCCUGGGGGAUUCUGGAAUGCUAGUUUAACGUGGAACACAACCAAUCCAGAUCUAACAGAAUGCUUCGAAAAAACAAUAUUAGUAUGGGUGCCAUGCGCAUUUCUAUGGGUAUUCUCGUCAAUGGAGGUGUACUACAUUUUACAUAGCAAAAGAAGAAACGUUCCAUACACAUGGUUAUUUAUUACUAAGCAAGUACUUACGAUAGCAUUGAUUCUACUUUCCAUAGUCGAUUUAGGAAUGGCAAUACAUGAAAGUAGUUCUUCUGAGGUCUCCAGUGUUGAAUAUUACACACCGUUUAUAAAAAUAAUAACCUUUAUUUUAGCAUCUGUUUUGAUGAUAUAUAACAGAAAGUAUGGAAUGCGGACAUCAGGUCUUUUAUUCUUGUUUUGGUUUUUCCUUGCGUUAUGCGGAUGCAUCCAAUUUAGGACUUUUAUAAAUAAAUUAAUUAAUGGGGCGGAGAAAUCAUAUCCAAUAGUGUCCUACAUGAUCUACUAUCCAAUGAUAUUGAUACUUUUUGUACUUAAUUUCUUCGUCGAUGCAGAGCCUAAAUUUUCCGAAUAUCCUACGGUUGAGUCUCCAUGUCCGGAGCAAGGCGCUUCUUAUCCAUCGAGAAUUCUUUUUGCAUGGUUCGACGCCUUGGCAUGGAAAGGCUUCCGAAAACCUCUCGAAACGUCUGAUUUGUGGUCGAUGAAUCCAGAAGAUAUGGCUAUGGAGAUUGUACCGAAAUUCGACAAAUAUUGGAACAAGAACUUAAGAAAGACAGACGAAGUAGAAAGCGCAAAAGCGUCAUUCCGGAAGGCAUCUGGACAAGUGGAUUUUAAUAGUGGUCGAAAAAAGAAAGUCGCCUCCAUUCUGCCACCUAUUUGCAAAGCCUUCGGAGCAACGUUCUUGUUUGGUGCAUUUUUGAAACUGAUUCAAGACAUUAUGACCUUCAUUAGUCCGCAACUGUUGAAAGUUCUCAUUGCUUUCGUCAAAGAUGACAAGGAGCCAAUGUGGAAAGGAUAUUUUUACGCCGUAUUACUUCUGCUCACAGCAACGGUACAAACACUAGUGUUAUCACAAUACUUCCAUCGUAUGUUCAUAGUCGGAUUGCGUAUUCGUACCGCAUUGAUCGCGGCGAUUUAUCGCAAAGCGCUGAGAAUGUCCAACGCAGCCAGAAAAGAAUCUACUCUCGGCGAAAUAGUGAACUUGAUGUCCGUGGAUGCUCAGAGAUUCAUGGAUCUCACCGCGUACAUAAACAUGAUUUGGUCGGCCCCAUUACAAAUAGUUCUAGCUUUGUAUUUCCUGUGGGAGAUAUUAGGACCGGCGGUGUUGGCCGGUUUAGCGGUCAUGAUCAUCCUCAUCCCCGUGAACGCAUUCAUCGCAAACAAAGUGAAGACUUUGCAAAUCAAACAGAUGAAGAACAAAGACGAGAGGGUGAAAUUAAUGAACGAGGUACUUAAUGGUAUCAAGGUAUUGAAGCUUUACGCUUGGGAACCUUCGUUUGAGCAGCAGAUACUUAAAAUCAGAACCAAAGAGAUACAAGUAUUGAAAGAGGCGGCGUACUUAAAUGCUGGUACGAGCUUCAUAUGGUCCUGUGCACCUUUCUUGGUAUCACUGGUGUCUUUUGCCACUUAUGUACUCAUAGACGAGAAAAACGUCCUGAACAGUACAACUGCCUUCGUUUCGUUAAGUUUAUUCAAUGUCUUAAGAUUUCCACUCUCUAUGCUGCCUAUGAUGAUUAGUAACAUAGUUCAAGCUUAUGUUUCCGUAAAACGUAUCAACAAAUUCAUGAACAUGGACGAUCUGGACCCUAAUAAUGUACAACAUGAUCCAUCGGAAUCACACGCCUUAUUAAUCGAGAAUGGUAACUUCGCUUGGGACAUGGAACGUGUCGACAGACCAAUAUUGCAAAAUAUUAAUAUGCGCGUAGAACAAGGUCAAUUAAUAGCAGUAGUUGGUACAGUGGGAUCAGGCAAAAGUUCACUUUUAUCUGCUUUUCUCGGUGAGAUGGAUAAAUUGAGCGGGAAAGUGAACACAAAAGGAUCGAUAGCAUACGUCUCGCAGCAGCCGUGGAUACAAAACGCCACGUUACAGGACAACGUCCUGUUUGGAAAAGCCUUAAACAAAUCGGUGUACAGUCGCGUAGUAGAUGCGUGCGCAUUGACCCCGGAUCUCAAAAUAUUACCCGCGGGAGAUCAGACCGAGAUCGGAGAGAAGGGAAUCAAUUUGUCCGGCGGCCAGAAGCAGAGAGUGGCGUUAGCCAGAGCUGUAUAUAAUGAUUCCGAUAAUUAUUUCUUAGACGAUCCUCUGAGCGCGGUGGAUUCGCACGUGGGGAAACACAUAUUCGAAAAUGUGAUAGGUCCAAGCGGUUUGCUUAAGAAGAAGACGAGAGUGCUCGUUACACACGGCAUCACGUAUCUACCGGAAGUCGAUAACAUUAUAGUUCUCAAGGACGGCGAAAUUACGGAGAGCGGAACUUACAAGCAACUGUUGGAAAAAAGAGGUGCCUUCGCUGAGUUUUUGGUACAACAUUUACAAGAAGUGCACGUUGACGACAGUUCCGAAGCAGAUUUGCGUGAAAUUAAACAGCAACUUGAAUCGACAAUGGGAGCGGACGAGUUACAGCAAAAGUUAACUCAAGCACGAUCUAGAAAGUCGGAGAGUUUAAGUGAAUCCGGUUCCAUAACUGACCGGAGAUCGCUUAAUGGUUCACUGAAAAGGCAAUAUUCUACGGAGAGUCAACAGUCCGCGAAUUUUAUACAUAGUAAUAGUAUAAAGGAGAAGGAAGCAACGAAAAUCAACAAUACCGGGGAGAAAUUGAUAGAAGUUGAGAAAGCCGAAACCGGAAGUGUAAAAUGGAAAGUGUAUUCUCACUAUUUGGUGUCGAUCGGAUUGUUCUUGUCGGUAGCGACGAUCGUGAUGAACGCUAUCUUCCAAGCGUUCAGCAUUGGCUCGAACAUGUGGCUUAGUGUUUGGUCAGACGACAAUAUGACUGAUUCCAAUACGAACACGAUUGACAAGAGCAGACAAGAUAUGUAUUUGGGAGUGUACGGUGCACUCGGCAUCGGUCAAGCUACUUUUGUAAUGCUGGCACAGUUAACGCUGGUCGUGGGCUGUCUGCGGAGCAGUAAAAUGCUGCACUCCGAAUUAUUAUUCGGCAUGCUGCGAUCGCCGUUAGGAUUCUUUGACAUCACACCGUCCGGCAGAAUAUUAAACCGUUUUGGGAAGGACGUUGACAUAAUAGACAACAUUUUACCUCCAUGUAUUAGGGCGUGGUUGUUUUGCCUAGUAUCGGUUAUAGCUACUCUUGUUGUAAUAAGCUACAGUACACCUAUAUUUAUCGCAGUGAUAUUGCCAAUAGGCGCGCUUUAUUAUUUCAUUCAACGUUUUUACGUUGCAACAUCGCGCCAAUUGAAAAGACUAGAGUCCGUAUCAAGGUCUCCUAUAUAUUCGCAUUUUAGUGAAUCAGUGACCGGUGCACCGAUAAUUCGAGCGUACGGUGUACAGGAACAGUUUAUCCACGAAUCUGAAAGUAGAGUAGACAUUAAUCAAGUGUGUUACUAUCCUAGCAUUAUUGCAAACAGAUGGCUGGCCGUGAGACUGGAAAUGGUUGGAAACUUAAUAAUAUUCUUCGCGGCGUUGUUCGCCGUUUUAGGUAGAAAUUCGCCGGACAUGAGUGCAGGAAUCGUUGGCCUCUCAGUUAGCUAUGCCUUACAAAUCACCCAGACUUUGAACUGGCUGGUGCGAAUGACAUCCGACGUGGAGACCAAUAUCGUCGCGGUGGAGAGAAUAAAAGAAUACGGAGAAACUACGCAGGAAGCAGCGUGGAAAAAUGCUGAGUACACUCCUCCCACAGAGUGGCCCAACAGCGGACGCGUCGAUUUCAAGGACUUUAAGGUCCGCUACCGGGAAGGGCUGGAUCUUGUGUUGCACGGCAUAUCGUUCAGCGUCCUCGGUGGCGAGAAAAUCGGUAUAGUCGGCAGAACAGGCGCCGGCAAGUCGUCAUUGACGCUAGCACUCUUCAGGAUAAUUGAGGCCGCCGGCGGCGAGAUCCUCAUCGACAACAUCAACAUUGCCAAGCUGGGUCUUCAUGAUCUGCGCUCCAGAUUGACCAUUAUACCGCAGGACCCUGUGCUCUUCUCCGGAACGCUGCGAAUGAAUCUGGACCCAUUCGAUGAUCAUUCCGACGAUGAAAUCUGGAGGGCGUUGGAGCACGCGCAUCUGAAGUCGUUUGUGAAGAAUCUGCCAAGUGGUCUUCUGCACGAGGUGUCCGAGGGUGGAGAGAACUUGAGCGUAGGCCAACGACAAUUGGUCUGCUUGGGGAGAGCGUUGCUGAGAAAAACGAAGGUUCUGAUAUUGGACGAAGCCACGGCCGCGGUCGAUCUGGAAACGGACGAUUUGAUCCAAACCACCAUCCGCCACGAAUUCAAGGAUUGUACAGUACUCACGAUAGCCCAUAGACUCAACACUAUUUUAGAUUCGGACAAGGUGAUCGUGUUGGAUAAAGGUUUAAUUGUUGAAUAUGAUUCCCCGGAUACGCUACUUCGCAAUCCAACUAGCUUUUUCUACAGUAUGGCUAAAGACGCAGGUCUAGCUGCUUAAGCAGGAGCAAUAUAUUGUAAGAUCCGUUUUUCCAAUGGCUACAUCACCCGAGCGAGCCAACGUCAAAAGAAACAACAAAAAAAAAACAUGCAGAAAGCCAUAGAACAAACGAUGUAGCGUAAUGACCUAGAUUAAUUUGUAUAGUCAAAUCUUUCUAUGCAAAGAAAAAAAAAACAAUCGAACAUUCGAUAAUGGACGAUGCAAGAAAUGCCGAUUCGCCGCCGGGAAAUUUUACUGGACGGGAGGAAUCGCCUUGCCAAGUUGUACCGUCGAUUAUCGAAUCUUCCAUAUAUAGGGCGUCUCAUAAUGAUAGCCUAAGAAGUACGUAACGGUAUUCUCGUGCCGAAAAACUCGGAUAGCGCGCCAUUUUUUAGUUACUCGUCUUUCAGCGAGUGGGAUUUAACCCCACUAAUUAAAGUGGGUGUGUGAAACGUGCUGCAACUGUUUCUCAUCAAACGAAUCCCCUUCGAUGAGCAAUCGGAUGGCCCAGAAACGGCGCGCUAUCUAAACGUUCGCAAGGGAAAAGUGUGCGUGCGUGCGCGCACACAUACACACAUUUAUAGUAGAUUAAGUUUUGUAGCGAGGUCUUUCGUGAGAAAUGAGGAGUGCACGAUAUAGUUCAUUUUUGAAACAAUGUCAAUAUCCCCGUACGUACGUCUACAUACUUGUUUUAAUCGGACAUUGGUCGGAUAGGUAUUACGAUAACGUGAUAUCGCGCUGCGCAUCCUAUAACGGUAUUCUGUAUCUUGUAGGACUGUCGACAAAAAAAACGUGCAAUCAGUAAAAGUGUUUCCACCCGUUCGAAUUAUAAAAGAAAGUAAAAAGCAAGAUAUAUUGUACAGAUGAUUAACAGAAAUCAAUUGCGACAUAUUCGUUAAUAUUUUCAUUAACUAAGAGAAACAAAAGGAGAAAGGAAGAACGUUGAGUGGAAUAACAGUGCAGUAGCGAGUUCGUAUGAUACUCUAUGCAUUAAAAGAAAAUUGCAAUAUUUCUCAAUAAUUUAAGAUAAAACAAAUGCGACUGAUACGGUACAGAAUACCACUCCCAGGUAGACAGAGUGCGAGUGAAUCUUACUUCACCUCGGUCUCCCCGUACUCUUGUAUUUCCUCCGAAGAGUCUGCCCUUCAAAGUGGUUGCACUAAAAGAGAAGAAACAGUGAACAUAUAAUCAUGAAGACGUUCGAGCGAGAAUAUCGCAGAAAGCGGUUCCUAUCUGUUCGUUCACGGAGUAGAAAUUUUGCAUCUGACAACUUCCGAAUUAUAAACUGUACCGGUUUUUUAAUAGUUCUACUUGUUAAGUAUCUCUACUAAUAAAAAUAUAUGCGUACAGUGAUCGACAAAAGCGCGUCCAUUCGAAUUUAAAAGAAAAAGCCAAAAAUCUACGGAAGUUGUUAAUAGCGAUUCUACAAUUGGAAUUUCUUGGCAUAUUUAGGUCAUGGAGCCUUAAAGUGCUAUUCGCAUAUAAUUACUGCUGUAUGAUAACGCAAUUAUUCGAAAUGCAUUCGAGGCAUUUCUAGAUAUGGAUGCGCACACGGUGCAAACUCUCUUUGAAUUGUACAUUUACUUAAAAGAACAAAAAGAAAUGUAUUUUUAUUUUUCGUUAA
Messenger RNA from Dinoponera quadriceps, 6818 nucleotides. RefSeq names its product multidrug resistance-associated protein 1 (gene MRP). The record is from RefSeq and is a predicted model, not a curated record. The transcript has 21 exons. NCBI's taxonomy places the organism in Eukaryota, Metazoa, Arthropoda, Insecta, Hymenoptera, Formicidae. Gene Ontology annotation, biological process: transmembrane transport. Gene Ontology annotation, molecular function: ABC-type transporter activity; ATP hydrolysis activity; ATP binding. Bases 596 to 5215 code for a protein of 1539 amino acids. Gene Ontology annotation, cellular component: membrane.